AGUAAAGGCGAAGGAGUAAGGCGAGAUGCAGGACGUGCAAGGAUCCUCCAAGGCGAUGAAGGUGCUGGCCAGCAUGGUUCUGACGGUUUUUUUUGCGGCCAGCCAGUUCGUGGUGGCAAUGGGACAGGACAUACCACCGCUACUAAUAAACAUCGGUGUUAUCAGAGAUACGAGGGAAACUACGACGACCGAAACGGUUUUAGUAACGGGACCAGUGGAGCGCCUGAACGACUCGCAGCAGAUACUCUUUACUGCAACGCAACUUAUGACGGUUUCCUCUGCUGGCCACCAACUCCUGCUGGUGAAACCUCGUACCAACAUUGUCCCGAUAUUCGGCUGAGUGACGCGAGAAAGUUCGCGUAUCGAAGGUGCGGUGCGGAUGGGUUGUGGGUCGGGCGACACCUAAAUGAUACCUCUGCUAUCGGUUGGACCAACUAUACGCCCUGUUUCCCUGCACUCGUACAAAACCUAUUUGAUAAAGUAUAUGAUGACGAAGAUGAAGCACAGAUCAAAUUCGAAACGGCAGCGUACACCCGCACUCUGGAAAUGGUUGGGUAUACGUUGUCUUUCCUUGCAAAUUUGGGGGCAAUAUAUAUAUUCAGCGUAUACCCAGCUCUGCAUAAUAGACGAACUAUAAUACAUAGAAAUCUAUUUUGUGCGCUUUUAACGGAAACUGCCGUUCGAAUUUGGCUGUACUGGAAUCAAGUCGAGUAUAUCAUUGGCAAGGAGCAAGUUGAGGAUAAUCUGUGGAGACGCAUCGAGAAGAUCCCGUAUGUCUGCGAGAGCUUUUACGUACUGCUAGAGUACUCACGCCUCGUAGUCUAUGCUUGGAUGUUCAUCGAAGGCAUCUUCCUCAACACACUGGUCUCGGCAAACACGCUCCGUAAUGAGAUUCCAAUAUUUUACUUUUACGUCGGUGGGUGGGUGACACCCAUCUCUGUGAUAGCUGUUUGGGUAUCUGUGGUGUCGUCACAUUAUUCUGAUGACGAUGUUAGAAGUUGCUGGUAUGGGUACAACUACUUACUAUCCUACUACAUAGUUCAGGGGCCAAUAUUCGCCAUUCUCGCGAUCAACUUCAUAUUCUUGGGAAGCAUUAUGAAGGUGAUAGUCACAAAAUUACGUCGUACGAACGAUUCCGAGCUUAAAAAGAUGAAGAAAACGGUCCGUGCUGCUUUAAUACUCUUGCCACUGUUGGGCAUUGUCAACGUAUUCAAUCUGAUUGAGUACCCUCUAGAUGGGUCAUCUACAGGUUUCGCCAUCUGGGCGUACGUCACUCAUUUCUUCCGCUCAUUCCAAGGAGUCUUCAUUUGCACCAUCUACUGCUUUAGGAAUGCGGAGGUCAUCAAGGUGAUUUCCAAAGCCUGGGAAAGACGUAGAUGCUGUGCAAGACGAAGACGCCGAAAACCGCCCAAAUUCGAAAUACGGCGGACUCGACCGAUCUUCCAUAUAACCGACAAUGAAGGCAAUGAACAAAUCCAGAUGACAAUGUUACCGUAUAGACGCCCAUCUAGCACAGGCAUUGACGUCGAAGCCGGACCCAGCCGUUUUAACGCUCACACGUUCUCAGAAGUCACAGUACACGUACCAACAGAUAAUCUUCCCAUGUCAAACUUAUUAAGCAACAUCGAAAGAAGGCGAACCUCGUCGGAAUUACCUCUACGCGUAACCCAGCCAGUAGACCGAAUACCCGGUUUCCAUCAAUACAACUGUCACACUCUUCACAGGUACCACAGGACCACGUUACACACAGUACCCAGAGCUCGUCGUCACCAAUUCUACCGACCAGGUCUGGUAGGCCAUGGUAACCGCAUGGGCCGCCUCUCAAUCAGCAGUUGUAUCUAAACCACCAAAGAUCCACGACCAUAAGAAAGCCAGCCCACCUUUAUUAAUUAAUUUUACAAGAGACUUUAUUAGUGAAUAAAAUUAAGUGCAUCGAAGUACAUCGUUAGGUUUAAAAAAAGAAGUACAUCAGUUAGGUUAAAAAAAGAAGUUAGGGUAUAAAAGAAGUACAUCAGUUAGGUUAAAAAAAGAAGUUAGGGUAUAAAAGAAGUACAUCAGUUAGGUUAAAAAAAGAAGUUAGGGUAUAAAAGAAGUACAUCAGUUAGGUUAAAAAAAGAAGUUAGGGUAUAAAAGAAGUACAUCAGUUAGGUUAAAAAAAGAAGUUAGGGUAUAAAAGAAGUACAUCAGUUAGGUUAAAAAAAGUUAGGUUAAAAAAGAAGUACAUCAUGUUGAACAAAUAUAUUAUUAAUAUUUUAAGCCGAUUGAAAAGCGAAACAGAAAGGACUCCAAAUAUAUAAACCGGAGUGGGAAAGAAAGAGAGUAGGACUGGGUUACUGAUCCUCAAACAUCAGCCCCCAAAUAUCAGUAACCCAGUGCAGGAAUGUUAGCCAAAGUAAUUGAACUUUUUUAUAAUCUUGUCCUCAUAAUAAGUAUUGUUUAUAUACCUCUGAAUAAGAUAAUCUUAGGAGAAUAGGUAGAUUUUUUUUUACUGUAUCAUAAAAGAUUUAUAUUUUGAUGUCAAGAAUAAAAAGAAAAUUUCUUGAUAAUAAAAAAAUAAAAUUCAUAAAGAG
Messenger RNA from Helicoverpa zea (corn earworm), 2570 nucleotides. It is a transcript of the gene NGR-B2, whose product is annotated as PDF receptor-like. The transcript is spliced from 15 exons. The annotation marks the transcript as partial. NCBI's taxonomy places the organism in Eukaryota, Metazoa, Arthropoda, Insecta, Lepidoptera, Noctuidae. Gene Ontology annotation, biological process: cell surface receptor signaling pathway; adenylate cyclase-modulating G protein-coupled receptor signaling pathway. Gene Ontology annotation, molecular function: G protein-coupled peptide receptor activity. The record is from RefSeq and is a predicted model, not a curated record. Gene Ontology annotation, cellular component: plasma membrane.